Messenger RNA from Drepanopeziza brunnea f. sp. 'multigermtubi' MB_m1, 2313 nucleotides. RefSeq lists its product as uncharacterized. The record is from RefSeq and is a predicted model, not a curated record. Gene Ontology annotation, cellular component: Ino80 complex. NCBI's taxonomy places the organism in Eukaryota, Fungi, Ascomycota, Leotiomycetes, Helotiales, Drepanopezizaceae.
AUGAUGUUCGACGCUCUUUCUCCAAGCACAACGACGAGAGCAAACUCGGAGAUGGACGAUUCCCCUACACGACCUGAAAAGGAUCCGAGAACCUCGUUGCAUCACCUCUUAGACAACAACCCCAUCUCUCGAACGAGCACCCCACCUGCAUCACGGCCGACUGACGCUGGCACUAUCACCACCACCAACCCAACCGAAAUGACCGACGACGACGAGGUGAAAACUCCCCGGGGACCAGCCCUGGGACUAGGACUAGCAGCAGCGGCAGCGUCGGCAUCAACGUCAGCAUCAGCAGCCCAAUCGAAACCUGCUGCCAGCAACAAUUCGCGCAAGCGCAAGGAACCCCUUAUGAAUAACAUCACAAAUUCCAACUACGUCGGCAACAAAAUCAAACACUUGAAGAAGGAUGAUGGAGAGCCGCUGUGGCGACGAGAUAUCCAAUAUGACUUCCUCAAAGCCGUCUUCGACAAUGACCGAAAGGUUUUCACGAAUAGCUACGACCCCAGCCCGUUAAAACAAAGCUUUGCGGAUCUGUACAUCGAUACAAUGGCCCGGAGCACGAAGACGAGUAAGAUUUUGAGGGACAAGCUAUUUUCGGAGCAUGAGCCAGCGAAGAACAUGGCUAUGGUGUGUCUAUUGGUCAAUUUGGGUCGGAUGAACACUACGUUGAAUUUCUUCCCUGAAAUGCGCGCCCAGCUUCGAACCUAUCAUGCCAUCCCAUCGCUACAAGCACACCAAGACCCAAAUUCAUACAAGCAGCUCCAGGAUGCUCCGAGACUCAAGUCGAUACUGAAGGGAGCCUCGGAGGAUCGACGGGAGCCCAAUUCCCUUGAGAAGAUCAAAACUACCCCCAUCCCCCGAACGAACCCAGUGAACCUCAUCUUCGUCCUUGCCCAGUUUGCCCCGAAGGUCACGGAGCUGCAUUUUCCUCCUGAGAGAGACUUCUACGAUAUCCUGAUGGCGGAAGACGUGUCUAGUGAGUCUCGGGCCACAGCAUUCUUAUGGUUGAUGUGGUUCUAUCUGGAAUCCGACUUCACUGAAGAGGGAGCAGACGAGAAUCCUUUUGGCCCUGGUAUUGAUUACGAUCUUGAUGUCCGGAAUCAAGGUGUUCCUCGGUACAAGUUCCUCACGCCCGAAGAGCAAGCAGAGGAAAACGUAGAUACUCCAGAGGAACUCGAGUACGGUCUCUCCAAACAGCGGGAGAGAAAGCGAAUCAUCGAAGCCGACCAAGCUACUUUUACAAGCGAACUUGGCCCACCGAAGCGAGGUCCAAAGCCAAAGCUUCACCUGCCUCUUGAGGAAGGCGGGCCAAGUCCGGCGUCUCUGCUUGGCCGUCACAUGAAGCCAAAGUAUGAGUCCGACAUGGACAGCACCCGCUCUACUCCUCCGCCUCGAUCUCUGGGAGGUAUGCGAAUCCAGAGCGUACUUAACGCCGGAAAGAGCCGUGGAGGCCUCAAAAAUCAAAUAGCGGAGGGAUCCUCGCCCACUGGCCAUCAUGUUGGAGAGCCAGUUAUGCGUCGCUCCCGACCACUCACUCAGCACCAGAUCCGCGUCCAACAGCAUCAUAAUCAGCGAGUAAAUCACAUUCUCUCCCGUGGUAUGCGCGCCCAGCAUCACGUCUUCAAAAAACGACGAAGGAAUGACGGUGCUCUAUGGCGCUCUUACCAGCGGACUGAACGCAUGACGGAUCCUCUCGACGAUAGUGAAGACGAGGCUGCCCUCAUGAAACCUGCUUUCCCUUUCAAAGAGCGUGGAAUGGGAGGUUUGGUACAGCUAGCUGAGGAGGAAGACGAUUUUGGCGAAGAGUUGGCCGCUUACGGUAAAGCCUUUAGGCGUAUGAUCAGAAGACUCGAUCGCUGGGAGGCCAAUAAGGACCCGAAUUUUGGAGUUAUGGGCACCAACCGCGUCAAUGGCAACGGCGCUGAACAAGAUAACGACGAGACUGAAGACGAGCAGCCUGCUGAACGCGGUCAGAACUCCAAGCCAAGAGCUAACGGCCACGCUCGGAUGGAUCGGGAAGAGGACCUCGACGAUAUGGAUAAGGAGAUAUUGGGUAUGGAGGGUGAUGAAGGGGAAGGAGAAGCGGAGGGCGAGGGCGAGGGCGAGGGUGAGGGCGAGGGCGAGGGCGAGGGCGAGGGCGAGGGUGAGGGUGAGGGUGAGGGUGAGGGCGAGGGUGAGGGCGAGGGCGAGGGCGAGGGCGAGGGCGAGGGUGAUGCGGACGAGGACGAGGAUUUAGAUGACGAUGAGAAGGAGCUUCUAAAUCUUGGCGAUGUUGUCGAGACUGAUGACAGUGAUGGAAUGGACGUUGACUGA